Molecule: messenger RNA, 750 nt
Organism: Hibiscus syriacus
Lineage: Eukaryota; Viridiplantae; Streptophyta; Magnoliopsida; Malvales; Malvaceae
Exons: 2
Coding region: 1-750 (249 amino acids)
Source: RefSeq, a predicted model, not a curated record
AUGGAUCAUAGAGAUUUGAGGAUGAAAAAAAUCGAAGAAUUCAUCAUUGAUUUGAGUAGAUUUGAGGCAUUUCCUGAAGAAACAAAGGUCGAAAUUGUGUUCAAGGGAUUGAAAAGACACAGUAUCACCUUAAACGCAACAAAACUAAGCUUCCCAAACAAACCAGAAAAGUUCUUCAAUGAUAACUCUUCUGGAACCUUGCCCUGGCACCUCUUCCACCGAACUUCUUGGGUUCGCACCUUCUCGGAUCAGCCACCAGCAAAGUCCUAUCGUAAAGAAGAUGAUCAACGAGAGAAUAAUACCCAUCAUCGAGAGGUUAUCGAUACCUUAAAGAAGCUCGAGACCGAGCUCGAGGAAACAAAGGCGGAGCUGAAGCUGCUGAAGGAAAGGGAAUCCGAAACAGAGAUUGCGUUGGCUUCAUUAAACGCUGAACUCCAUAAAAACAUGUCGAAGUUGGCUAUAGCCGAGGAUGCUGCAGCUAAAAAGGCGGCGGAUACUACGUCGAUGCCGAGGACGGUGAGUUUGGAGAUGGGGAAGGGAGAAGAUAUAGCGAGUGAAGAAGCUAGAAGAAAGGAGUUGAUGAAACGAAAGGAGAAUAACCCGACGUUGUCUCAGAUACUGAGUAUAGGUGAAAAAGAAGGGUAUUUUGCAGGGAAAAGAGAGACGAAAUUGAUGAAGAAGAAGCCCAUUGUUCCUCUAGUGGGUGGUUGGAUUUUCAAGAAGAAAUUGAUAAUAUACAUGUUGAUGUAG